This is a messenger RNA of Sceloporus undulatus (fence lizard), 2776 nucleotides long. RefSeq names its product voltage-dependent calcium channel subunit alpha-2/delta-4-like. Lineage: Eukaryota; Metazoa; Chordata; Lepidosauria; Squamata; Phrynosomatidae. Gene Ontology annotation, cellular component: voltage-gated calcium channel complex. The coding region runs from base 73 to 897 and encodes 274 amino acids. Gene Ontology annotation, molecular function: voltage-gated calcium channel activity. The record is from RefSeq and is a predicted model, not a curated record. The transcript is spliced from 14 exons.
UCUCCAGGAUGAAGAGGAGCCAUUGCUGUGGGCGUGCAAAUUAAGCUGGAACUACUCCAACGAAAGUUGUGGAUGGCUGCACAGCAGCCCAAUGACACUGAUUGUAGUGGUGUGGAGGGCCUCUGUCCCAUGAACUGCCUGGAUGAUAAUCUGAACUGCUUCCUCAUUGAUAAUAAUGGAUUCAUACUUGUUUCGAAAGCUUCCAAACAGACUGGAAAAUUUUUUGGAGAAGUGGAUGGCUCUAUUAUGACCCAGCUCAUAAAUAUGGGAAUGUUCACACAGGUGAAAAUGUUUGAUUAUCAAGCCAUGUGUAAAGUACCCCACCACCACCAUAGUGGCGCUCGACCUCUUCUUAGUCCAUUUUAUGCCUUAUUGGCAGCAGUAAGGUGGCUGAUAACUGACUGCCUCAUAUUCCUUUUGGAGUUUAAUAUAUCUAGCUUCUGGCACACAGACAACUUGGCAGAUGCCAAGUCUGUUUUCCAUCAUGCUCACAAGCAUAAGAAGCAUGACAUGCUGCAGCCUUGUGAUACAGAAUACCCAGUGUUUGUGUAUGAGCCUGCCAUCAAAGAAACCAAUGGCAUCAUUGAAUGUGGAGACUGUCAGAAGAUGUUUGUGGCACAGCAAAUUACAAACAGCAAUCUCCUUUUCCUGGUUGCAGAUGCUGUCUGUGACUGCAGCAACAUCCCACCAGUUCUUCUGCUUCCUAAAGAAGUCAAAUAUAAUGCGUCAGUAAAGUGCGACAGGAUGCGCUCCCAGAAGCUGCGAAGACGACCAGAUAGCUGCCAUGCAUUUCAUCCUGAGGAAAAUGCCCAGGACUGUGGAGGGGCUGCAGAGAUAUCUGCUUCACUGAACUUACUACUCCUUUCCGUAGGAGCCACAACUCUUCUCCUGAGGUGACAGAGCCCACCAUGAUCCCUACCCUUGAGCCAAAAAAGCAUAAGCCAUGCUAUUUUGAAGAGGAUACUACUAUAAUUAUUGUACUACUGCAUGUGUAUGAGAACAGCAGUACUUGUACUCCCCAAAUCUGUGCUGCAUUUGCUACUGAGGCAAAUACAAGCAGCAUGACACUCAGACUGGAGGUAUUGUACCUAUGGACCAAACAAGAUAACCCAGCUACAUGAUCUGGAUCACAGCUGACCAUCCCUGCCUCAGCAGCAUGGAGACAUUUACAAAGCGUCACUGAUGGUGACAGAUGCUGCCAGAAUUGAUGGGUUUUUAUCCUACCAUUUACUUUAUAGUAUAGUGGCUUUCCCUACAGCAGAAAGAGAGAUAAAGACUUCAUACUGCUCUCUGCUAUAUGUAUGCAACUUACCUGAGCAGCACUAUUGGGAGAUCAGCCACUCUGCUGAAGGCAGUGUACCAGUUUUGCUUCUAAAGGAGGAAUUUGUCCAGUUUGACCACCAGCAAUGGAUCUGCACUAUGUUUAUCAAAGAGCUGGAGAACAAGGUUUCCAAGCCAGGCAGCAGAAGGAAAUUGCUGCAGGUGCUCCUUCUGCAGCAUUGUAAUUGUUAGCUCUGGUUUCAGCUGCAUGCUCCCUGGCACUCUAAAUGGGAAUGCUUCCAGGAAUGACAUAGCUUCACUAUAUAACAUUGAUGCAUACAGUGUUUGACACCAGAAUGGUUUUAAAAAAAAUAUCUCAAUUUCAUUUCAGGAGUCAUACAAUAUUGGCCUUUCUGUGUUUAAGCUGAUGAAUUUUCCAGCUUGAGAUAUAUCAGUGUUCCUUGUAGCCAUAUGUCUCAAACUUCUUCAGUUUCAUAACACAUGGCAAGAGAGUUUAGGGAAAGGGAGGACACUAAUUCAGUUCUAUGGUCACACAAUGAACAUCUUUAAAUGUGGCCUGACCAAUUUUAUACCAUAGUACUAACAAUGGUUUGGUAUUUGCAGGAAUAUAAAAAUGGAUUUUUGGGGGGAAUCCAACAGAUCCACAUUUAAUACCACACUUAUCUCCUUCUCUAACUGAUUCUGAAGAGUAUUUUGUCAAACAGUAGAGAAACAGGCCAUACAGCAGGAGAUAGAAAAUAUGGCAGGCCUAAGUGUCAGUUAUAUGCCUGUAGGAUCUGCAAUGGACCAUACAAACUGCCUAAAAUGGCAGGGGUGGGGGCAGAGCAAACCCAGAAAUAACCAGAAGUUGGCUUCUGGUUUUGAAAAACUGGUAUUUUGUAAUGCUCAGCAGAGAAGGGCCAUUCUGCAAACUGCUGCUCCUGAUGGCUUUUUGACCAGAAAAAAAGAUAGUCUGGAGCGUUGGGGUUAAUAACAGCCACCAGGCACAAAUAAACUCAGGGCUGUACUUUGUCAUUUUUCAGUACAGUGAAGUCUUUUCAAGGAAAGGGAAUGCAAACACCUAAUGGCCUAAACCCUGUUGUUAGUCCUAACUUGCACAGACCCAUCCAAUCAAUGGGAUUUACCUAAGUGGUGACUCACAAUUCAGCAGCUGAUUGAAUGGAUCUACUGUAGUUAGGAUUAAUUAACAGGAUUCCAGCCAGAGAGUGAUGUACUAGUAACAAAGUAUUUCUCUCAGCUUUUGAAAGCCUUUAUGCCUUAUGAGAGGAUCUGAGGACAACCUUGAUUAGAUUGUCAUAUCUUUUUCCCAGGAGUCUUAGUGCCAGUGCUGGGUCACUGGCCACAUGUUAGGACAUCUAAACAGCAUCACAAAACUCUCCAAAGUGGAGUCAAGUUGGUCAUCCUCUGAACAGGAUCAUUUAGGAAGAAACUGAUUUCCUACAGAGCAAGAACUGAAUGGCUAGAUCAGAUUUGCUUGACAGUACUAGCAUUUCAA